UAUAUCUUUCAUUAUUAACCUCAUACCAAUCCAACUACCAUAUUUAGAGAGAGCUGGGAUGGAUUAUUGAUUUGUUAUAAUAAUUUGGAAAAAAGGAAAAGUAAAGGGGAUCUACUGGAGUACUAUUUUCACCAACUCUCCCAAUGGAAUUAGGAAUGAGAAUCUGCUGAAAAUGUUGAAAGGGCUUGUUUGAUAGAGCUCCACCUACUCCUAAUUUUUAGUGGGAGCUGAUUUUUGGACUAAUAAACUUUCCAAAGCCAGCCUGUGCUCCAAUACGGACUAAUAACUUUGAGAGGCGUAAGUAUCAAAAAAUCAUUAAAAAAUUAGGACCCACGUGCCACAGCUAAUAUCAAAACUAUUUACCUUGCCUGCCUAUUUUGUUUAAUAUUCUAUCACAAUAUUCACAAAAGAUACCCGUAGUUUCCGGCUGUGAUAGAACUUUAGUUAAUAAUAAUUAGCACCUUUUCCAUUCAUAUUCAUAAUUUUAUUUUCACUUUUUAUUGCACCAUCUUAUGUGUUUGAAUCUCGAAACAUGAUUUUCGGACGAAUCUCUAUUACUGGUCAUACAUCUUAACUAAAUAUGUAGGCGCGCGUUAGGGUUUAAUGGACUAGUCGUACUAAGGAACAGCUCAUGCCGCAUUCUUUUCACGUGAAGAGACGCACACAAAAACUCCGUUCAUUUUCAUGCCUAGCAUGCAUCUCCUUAAGAGCAGCGCUCCAUUCAUAUUGUUAACAGUGUACGUACGAUACCGGUUAAUAGUUAGCAAUUUGCCACCUAAACAAGCUUAGACGAAACCACGUCACGCACUACUAUAUAUCCAAGAGCUUCGAUAGCUUGCUCUGUCCCGUCUUCAUACGACGACCGGCCUAGUACUUCUUCCACUGCUCUUUCCGCCGGCCGGCCGGAGCGAGAUCAACCAUGGCAGCAACAGGCAGUCCGGCCACGGUCAUUCAGGAUGCCCGGAGGCCGCGCAGCGCUGACGGGCACGCGGCCGUGCUCGCUAUCGGCACGGCGAACCCAUCGCACUGCCUGCUCCAGGAUGAGUUUGCCGACUGGUACUUCCGGGUCAGCAACAGCGACCACCUCGCCAUGCUCAAGGCAAAGAUGAAGAGAAUAUGCGAGAAAUCCGGCAUCAAGAAGCGCCAUGGGCACCUCACCGAGGAGAUGCUCGCCGCGCACCCGGAGAUCCUGGACCGCGCGCUGCCUUCGCUCGACACGAGGAUGCGCAUCGCCGCGGGCUCCCUGCCCGACGUCGCCGCCGCGGCGGCGGCCAGGGCGAUCGCCGAGUGGGGCCGGCCGGCCGCUGACAUCACGCACCUCGUCGUCAGCACCACCACCGGCGGCGCCGCCGCUCCGGGCUUGGACCUCCACCUGGCGGUGCUCCUCGGCCUUCGCCAGGACGUGCAGCGCACGCUGCUCUACCUCUACGGCUGCACCGCCGGCACGAGCGCGCUCCGCGUCGCCAAGGACCUCGCCGAGAACACCCGCGGCGCGCGCGUCCUCGUGGUCAGCGCCGAGACCGGCCUCACCUUCUUGCGCUCGCCCGACGAGGCCCAGUUCGAGGAGCUCGUCGCCGCGGCACUGUUCGCCGACGGCGCCGGCAGCGCCGUCGUCGGCGCUGGCCCGGUGAGCCCGGCCGAGCGCCCCAUCUUCCACAUGGUGUCCGCAACGCAGACCACCCUGGCUGCGACCGCCCGCGUCGUGGAGCUGAAGCUCGGCGAGCUUGGCAUCGAGUACCGCCUGUCCGCAGCCCUGCCGGCGAUGGUCUGCGGCGGCAUCGAGCGGUGCCUGUCGGAGGCGCUGGCGCCGCAUCUGCAUGGCCUCGCCGGCGCCUGGAACGACCUCUUCUGGGCGGCGCACCCUGGCAGCCGCGCGAUCUUGGACAGCUAUGAGGCCGCUCUCGGGCUGCAGCCGGAGAAGCUGGCGGCCAGCCGCCGUGUGCUGAGUGAGUACGGCAACAUGCUUGGCGCGACCGUCUUCUUCGUCCUCGAGGAGAUGUGGAGACGCCGGGGAGCUAACGAGGAGGAACGGGAGAAAUGCGCGUGGGGGGUCAUGUUGGGUCUCGGCCCGGGGAUCACGGUGGAGACGAUGCUGCUGCAUGCUGCCGGUAGCCAGGACGAAGACUAGAAUAUCACCGUCGUCACACCUUCCUAAAUAUACGUACGACAGUACGAGAGAGUUGACAUGCGCUUGGUCUAUUUGUAAUGAGUGAUUGAUUGGAUGAUUUGAAACGUUUCCAGUUGAGUCUGGAUGAUUUGAAACUUUUCCGGUUAAGUUAAUA
Messenger RNA from Setaria italica (foxtail millet), 2282 nucleotides. Its product is annotated as bisdemethoxycurcumin synthase. Gene Ontology annotation, biological process: polyketide biosynthetic process. NCBI's taxonomy places the organism in Eukaryota, Viridiplantae, Streptophyta, Magnoliopsida, Poales, Poaceae. The record is from RefSeq and is a predicted model, not a curated record. The transcript is spliced from 2 exons. The coding region runs from base 920 to 2128 and encodes 402 amino acids. Gene Ontology annotation, molecular function: acyltransferase activity, transferring groups other than amino-acyl groups.